Hordeum vulgare subsp. vulgare (domesticated barley) is the source of this 5257-nucleotide messenger RNA. Its product is annotated as ABC transporter G family member 44. Gene Ontology annotation, cellular component: membrane. The transcript is spliced from 19 exons. The record is from RefSeq and is a predicted model, not a curated record. NCBI's taxonomy places the organism in Eukaryota, Viridiplantae, Streptophyta, Magnoliopsida, Poales, Poaceae. Bases 548 to 4960 code for a protein of 1470 amino acids. Gene Ontology annotation, molecular function: ATP hydrolysis activity; ATP binding; ABC-type transporter activity.
CCUGAGGACUUACCGUCAGCUUCUAGAAUAUCUGAGUCUCCUCCCCUGUUCCUCACUGAUUUUUAAUUAAAAAGGCAACGUCGGCUGACUCAGACCCAGAUUCCUCUCCCACACGGCCACGGCCAAAGUGUGUUCCGCAUUCCCCCCGGUUCAACUGCGUGCGCUGCGGAAGGGAAAGCCCGCCCCGUGCGGAAGCUUCCCGCCUUUCUUCCCCCGCCCCGGCGCCAGUGGGCCACUAGAGUCUAGAGCACAGGAUGCACUGCACCCUCCUAACUCUACCUUCACCCUUGACCGCCGCCGUGGAAUGGAAUUUCAAACCCCUGCCGAUGCUGCCGCUGCUGCCUCCACCAACCCGGUCGCCGCCAGCCCGCUAUAUAUCGUGCUCCGCAACCACCUUUCAGCAAACCAGGAAGCUGGCAACUGGCAUACAGCGUGUUAUUGGAUUCGUGAUCUCUCCGAGCGUCAACGAUCAAGAACGGAGCGCAUUCUCCUGCACGAACCUUGAUCCGACCGUCCUUCCUUCUUUCUGGGAGGGGGGCAGCCAGCCAUGGACACGGGGGAGGCGGCGUUCGGGGUGGCGAGCCUGCGGAUGGGCUCGUACCGGGAGCAGCGCGGCAGCGGCGUCUUCUCCCGGGCGUCGUCGUCCAGGGCGGGCGACGAGGACGACGAGGAGGCGCUCAUGUGGGCGUCGCUCGAGCGGCUGCCCACGCACGCCCGCGUCCUCAAGGGCGUCGUCCCCGGCGACGGCAGCGGGGGCGGCGGCGGCGGGCUCGUCGACGUCGCAGGCCUCGGGUUCCAGGAGAGGACGCGCCUGCUCGACCGGCUCGUGCGCGUCGCCGAGGAGGACCACGAGCGCUUCUUGCUCAAGCUCAAGCAGAGGAUAGACAGAGUUGGUAUCGACUUUCCGACGAUCGAAGUGCGAUACGACCACCUCAACAUCGAGGCGCUGGCACAUGUGGGGAACAGAGGCUUGCCCACCUUCAUCAACACCACUCUGAAUUCUCUAGAGACAUUAGCGAAUCUUCUCCGUAUUGUUCCCAACAAGAAGAUCCCGAUGAACAUCCUGCACGAUGUCAACGGAAUUAUCAAGCCAAAGAGGAUGACGUUACUAUUAGGGCCACCAGGAUCAGGGAAGACCACACUGCUUCUUGCUUUGGCAGGGAAACUAGGCUCUGACCUAAAGGUUUCCGGGAAAGUGACAUAUAAUGGGCAUGGAAUGAAUGAGUUUGUGUCUCAGAGAUCAGCAGCUUACAUAUCCCAACAUGACCUCCACAUCGCCGAGAUGACGGUACGGGAAACCUUGGCCUUCUCAGCCAGAUGCCAAGGGGUCGGAAGCAGAUACGGUGAGCUCAAAAUUGACCGCAUUAUGGGAGAUAAUUUACUCCUCUCACUUCAUAGUUGUGUGCUGAUUUCUGAUGAACUUGUCCUAGACAUGCUUACUGAGCUAUCAAGAAGGGAGAAGGCUGCAAAUAUCAAACCAGACCCAGAUCUUGAUGUCUACAUGAAGGCAAUAUCAGUGGGCGGUCAGGAUACAAAUAUCAUCACUGAUUACAUCCUCAAGAUUUUAGGGCUUGACAUUUGCGCUGACACCAUGGUCGGAGAUGAUAUGCUGAGAGGAAUCUCAGGGGGGCAGCGCAAACGUGUCACAACUGGUGAGAUGAUGGUCGGAGCAGAAAGAGCACUGUUCAUGGAUGAAAUCUCCACUGGCCUGGAUAGCUCUACCACAUACCAGAUAGUGAAAUCACUUGGACUAAUCACCAACAUCCUCAGUGGCACAACUGUCAUUUCCUUGUUGCAACCUGCACCAGAAACAUAUAAUUUGUUUGAUGACAUAAUCCUCUUGUCGGAUGGUCACAUUGUGUAUCAAGGGCCACGUGAACAUGUGCUUGAAUUCUUCGAAUCCAUGGGCUUCAAAUGUCCCGACCGGAAAGGGGUCGCCGACUUUUUGCAAGAAGUGACAUCAAGGAAAGAUCAGCCACAAUACUGGUCAAGGAGUGACCGGAGAUACCAAUAUGUCCCAGUCAAGGAGUUUGCCCGUGCAUUCCAGGCAUUUCAUGUUGGCCAGAGUUUAUCUGCAGAGCUCUCUCGCCCUUUCGACAGGAGCCAGUGCCACCCUGCUUCACUGACAACCUCGACAUACGGCGCAAGCAAGACAGAGCUGCUGCGUGCGUGCAUCGAGAGGGAGUGGUUGCUCAUGAAAAGGAAUUUGUUUGUCUACCAAUUCCGGGCUUUUCAGCUUCUGGUAAUGACAGUAAUCGUUAUGACACUGUUCCUGCGCACAAACAUGCACCAUGGUACGGUUAACGACGGCAUUGUUUACCUGGGUGCUCUGUUCUUCGCUAUAGUUGCCCACAUGUUCAACGGUUUCUCUGAGCUCGCUUUGGCCACCAUAAAAUUGCCGGUCUUCUUUAAGCAAAGGGAUUACCUCUUCUUCCCUGCAUGGGCUUACGCCAUACCAACUUGGGUCCUCAAGAUCCCGAUAUCUUGCGUUGAGGUCGCCAUCACAGUAUUCUUGGGUUACUACGUCAUUGGGUUCGAUCCAGAUGUUGGAAGGCUGUUCAAGCAGUACUUGCUGCUGUUGCUUGUCAACCAGAUGGCUGCAGGAUUGUUCAGGUUUAUCGCAGCAUUGGGCAGGACCAUGGUUGUUGCAAAUACACUGGCGUCCUUUGCACUUCUUGUGCUGCUCGUGCUCAGUGGAUUCGUCCUGUCGCAUCAUGAUGUGAAGAAAUGGUGGAUCUGGGGCUACUGGAUGUCACCUCUUCAGUAUGCCAUGAGCGCCAUUGCUGUAAAUGAAUUCCUUGGGGACAAAUGGCAACGGGUUCUCCAGGGGUCCAACAGAACUCUAGGAAUAGAUGUGCUCAAGUCCAGGGGCUUUUUCACUGAGGCAAAAUGGUACUGGAUUGGCGUUGGGGCACUCGUGGGAUACGUCGUCGUGUUCAACAUCCUCUUCACCCUCGCUCUAAGCUACCUUAAACCGUUGGGGAAAUCUCAGCAAAUUCUUUCAGAGGAUGUACUGAAGGAGAAGCAUGCCAGUAUCACCGGCGAAACUCCUGAUGGCUCUAUCUCUGCGGUCUCAGGGAACAUCAACAACUCAAGGAGAAAUUCUGCCGCCCCAGAUGGCAGUGGUAGGAGGGGAAUGGUCCUGCCCUUUGCACCGCUUGCUGUUGCCUUCAACAACAUGAGAUACUCUGUUGACAUGCCUGCGGAAAUGAAAGCACAAGGUGUUGAUGAAGAUAGGCUGCUUUUGCUGAAGGGAGUCAGUGGCAGUUUCAAGCCGGGAGUCCUGACAGCGCUGAUGGGGGUCAGCGGCGCCGGCAAGACCACGCUGAUGGAUGUGUUGGCUGGCAGGAAGACUGGAGGUUACAUUGAAGGCGACAUCUCAAUCUCCGGCUACCCGAAGAAGCAGGAGACCUUCGCUCGUAUCUCAGGUUACUGUGAGCAGAAUGACAUCCACUCGCCAAAUGUGACGGUGUACGAGUCCCUGGUCUACUCCGCAUGGCUCCGACUGCCUUCCGAUGUCGAGUCAGAAACAAGAAAGAUGUUCAUAGAGCAAGUGAUGGAGCUGGUAGAACUGAAUUCACUGAGGGAUGCGCUUGUUGGACUACCUGGAGUGAACGGCCUGUCAACGGAGCAGAGGAAGAGGCUGACGAUCGCGGUCGAGCUUGUUGCUAACCCCUCUAUAAUAUUCAUGGAUGAGCCUACCUCUGGCCUUGAUGCCAGGGCCGCGGCUAUUGUCAUGAGGACGGUGAGGAACACUGUCGACACGGGCAGGACAGUUGUUUGCACCAUCCAUCAGCCUAGCAUCGACAUUUUCGAAGCCUUCGAUGAGCUGUUCCUGAUGAAGAGAGGAGGGGAGGAGAUAUACGUGGGUCCUCUAGGGCACCAGUCAUGUGAUCUCAUCCAAUACUUUGAGGGAAUCGAACGGGUCAGCAAGAUCAAACCAGGGUACAAUCCGGCAACUUGGAUGCUGGAAGUGACCUCACAGGCACAAGAAGACAUACUAGGUGUUAGUUUCGCAGAAGUCUACAAGAACUCAGAUCUGUACCAGAGAAACCAGAGCGUGAUCAGGGACCUAAGCAGGGCCCCUGCUGGCUCCAAUGAUCUCUACUUCCCGACGCAGUACUCACAGAGCUCCAUCACCCAGUGCAUGGCGUGCCUGUGGAAGCAGCACCUGUCCUACUGGAGGAACCCCCAGUACACCGUGGUCCGCUUCUUCUUCUCCCUCGUCGUCGCGCUCAUGUUCGGAACCAUAUUCUGGCAACUCGGGGGCAAGACGUCAAGGAAGCAGGACCUGUUCAACGCGAUGGGUUCCAUGUACGCGGCGGUGCUCUUCAUGGGGAUCUCCUACUCAUCGUCGGUGCAGCCUGUGGUGGCGGUGGAGCGGACGGUCUUCUACCGGGAGCGGGCGGCCGGGAUGUACUCGGCGCUGCCGUACGCAUUCGGGCAGGUGGUGGUGGAGCUCCCCUACGUGCUGGUGCAGUCGCUGGCAUACGGAGUGAUCGUCUACGCCAUGAUCGGCUUCGAGUGGGAUGCCAAGAAGUUCUGCUGGUACCUCUACUUCAUGUACUUCACGCUGCUCUACUUCACCUACUACGGCAUGCUCGCCGUGGGGCUCACCCCCAGCUACAACAUCGCCUCCAUCGUCUCCUCCUUCUUCUACGGAGUGUGGAACCUCUUCUCGGGCUUCGUCAUCUCACGGCCGACGAUGCCGGUGUGGUGGAGGUGGUACUCGUGGGUGUGCCCUGUGUCAUGGACACUCUACGGGCUGGUGGCCUCACAGUUCGGUGACCUCACGGAGAUUCUCGACAGCGGCGAGCCCAUCGACGCUUUCCUCAAGAGCUUCUUCGGAUUCGAGCACGACUUCCUGGGUGUCGUCGCCGUCGUCACUGCCGGGUUCGCCGUCCUGUUUGCUGUCGCCUUCGGUCUCUCCAUCAAGGUGCUCAACUUCCAGAGAAGGUGAUUCAUCUUGCAGUGGCAGUGCACGGAAGGACAAACGGCCCAAUUUCAACCAGCCGGAAACGAAUGCUCCGAAUGUGUUUGUAGUUUGUAUUGGUUCCUAUAGGUACAUAUGUGCUCGGCACGUCGCAUAUUCUUUUUCUCUCGGUUCCAUUGAUUAUUUUUCCUUAGUUUUGUUUUCCGCUUAGUUGAUCAAUCUGAUCUGCACGUGUAUACAUAAACAUUGCGUAGCAAUGGUUUACUCUGUAGCAAGAAAUUUAUACAAGUAUAUAUGAUGAUGAAGAGAAUUUUUUUGGGUGAA